CCCAUAGCACACGGCGUUUUUUAAACGCGCUGACGACGCGCAGAGAACGCGCGUAUACACGAUUCAAACGAGAUUGGAUCGCAACCUUGUAACUUAAGCACACGGGGCGAUUAUAAAACCUGCCUCUUCUGCGCGUAUACGCGCAGGUACAGCGGUAAGACGCGCUGUAGUCGCUCGUACCUUUUGCGUUUUGAUCAGAGACUCCUCUUCUUCAGUUGUACAAUGGCGUCGGUUGAGACAACACUGCUUACUUUGGCUUUAGUACUUCUUUUAAAAAGUAAAAAACGUAAAAAAAAGCGAAUUUAUUGGAUAGAUCCAUUUACGAGUGAAAAAAGAUUGAGUGGUCAUUAUCAUACAACUUUUAAAAAAUUGGUAAUACAUAGAAGAUGGAAGAAAUUUUAUAAUUGUUAUCGAAUGUCAUAUUCGUCAUUCCAAGAACUUCUUUUGAUUCUAAAACCUGAGUUAACUCGUCAAAAUACAGCAAUGAGAUCAUGUAUAUCGGCAGAAGAACGUUUGCUCAUCACAUUGAGGUAUUUAGCUACGGGUUGCUAUUUCUCAGAUAUUCACUAUGACUUUAAGUGUGGACAAACGACGGCAGGCAUCAUAGUCCGUGAAACAGUGAAAAUAAUAUGGGAUAAAUUAAAAAACAUCUGUAUGCCAGAACCAACCGAGGAAUCACAUCUAAAAACUGCUGAAGGAUUUAUGAAAUACGCAAAUUUUCCCAAUCUACUUGGGGCUAUCGAUGGGAAACAUAUCAGAGUUAUAAAACCUCAACAUAGUGGAUCAGAGUAUUUUAAUUAUAAAAAAUAUUUUUCCAUCGUAUUGCUUGCAAUAUGUGACGCAAAUUACAGAUUUAUCGAUAUAGAUGUCGGAUGCUAUGGAAAGGCUGCAGACUCAACAAUAAAUGAAUGUAGUGAAUGGACCAAAAAGAUAAGGCAAGGAAAUUAUAAUAUACCAAAUGCGAGACCAAUAUCUAAUAAUGGAGUGCCAAUACCAUUUACGUUUGUUGGAGAUGAAGGCUUUGCAUUAUCUCAACAUUUACAGAGACCUUACGCUGGAAAAAUCUUGCCACGAGAGAAAAGAAUAUAUAAUUACCGCUUGACACGUGCCAGACGAUACAUUGAAUGUACAUUUGGUAUAUUAAGCAACAAAUUUAAAAUCUUUAAUCGGCCACUGAACGUUAGCGUGGACUUCAGUGUGGCUAUUGUGAAAGCCUGUUGUGUACUGCAUAAUUUCAUACGUGAACGUGACGGUUAUAAUUUUCAUAAUUCUUUGAGUAUAGUUGGUUUAGAAGAUCCUCCUGAAGAUGCAAGUUUGAUUUCGAUUGGUGCAAGACGGUCACAGGGACAAUUAAGCGGAACUAUGAUACGAAAUAUGUACGCUGAUUAUUUUAUUAGUGAUGAAGGUGCAGUACCAUGGCAAGAUUCUAAAAUUUAGGGUACCUACCAGUAGCGUAGGGUGAAAAAAAAGAAAAGUAAAGCCAGCACAAAAAAAAGUUUACCGCGUCAA
Messenger RNA from Helicoverpa zea (corn earworm), 1509 nucleotides. Its product is annotated as protein ALP1-like. Lineage: Eukaryota; Metazoa; Arthropoda; Insecta; Lepidoptera; Noctuidae. The record is from RefSeq and is a predicted model, not a curated record. The transcript has 2 exons. The coding region runs from base 223 to 1437 and encodes 404 amino acids.